AUGUUUUCAGCAUUCAAAUACUGUGCAAAAGACUAUUUGUAUGAGAAUGUAGUUAGAAAAAAGUUUUACCAAGAUGCAUUAUUGCUUCGAAUGCCUUCAUGUUUCUAUGAAGAUGAAAAUUAUACAGGAGUUACUGACAAUAAAUGUAGAAGGUCACAGACAAAAGCCUCAGCUGUUUCUGUUCCACGAAUGACAGAUACCCUAGUAUCAGAUCAGUUGAAAGCAACUUCCUUUGUGGAGGAUUUCCUUGAGAAGGAUACAAUUACAGGAAUGGAGAUUCAGGUUAAUGGUGAGUUUGAAGAAAUUGUCCCAAGUUCAAACCCAAACUCCCAAACUGAAGUAGAGGAAGGCUUAUAUAUUCACAAGGACUACAGUGAAGUCUUUACAGUUGACAAUUACUUGGAAGACUGUCCAGCACUUCAGGCGCAGAACCAAGAUUUAUAUAUUGAUAAUGAAGAAGUAACUUUUGCAAAUGAUUUGAUGACUGAUAAAAGUCAACUACCAAUUUUAAACACUCCAGUUUUGAUAAAGGACCCCCUUUUAGACUGCAAAGAAGCUAAUUUUCCCAGUUAUGUUUUUAUUGACUGUUAUAUAAGUUGCUAUUUAAUAAAUAUUAAUUGUUUGGGUUUUGUUUUAAGGAAAUGUUUCUCUUUUCAAGAAGAUUUAGAAAUUUCUGUGAAAGAAGAUUUUUAUAUGGAUAAAGAGAAUAUUUAUCAGGAGAAACUGGAAGACCCAGUAGGUUUGAGUGAGGUUGUAACAUUUGCUUUCAAUAAUAGCUUUAUAAAACCAUCAACUUUUCCUUCUGAGUUUGAAUUAAUACCUACAAACCUCAAACAAGAACCAAAGGAAUCAUUAAACUUAAUUCCAGAAAUAAAUUGUGUAGAUGAAAAUGAAAAUAUUUUCAAAGGAGAUCUUCCUCUCGAGCAUGGAAUUGCUAUUGAGUAUAUAAAAUGCAGCUCCACUGAGAUUUUAACUAUUCAAAGCCAGAGUAAACCAGAAUGCAGUGAACCAGUUUUUCUGUAUAAAAGACUUCAGACAUUUCCAUUUUCUUCUGUUUGUAAAAUUAGCUUGCUUACUGCUGAAGAAUCAGCUAAUAAAUACUGUGUGAUGUGGCAGUUAGAAAGCUGCAGAAGUUCCUUGAACUUACUUUUGCUCUCAGUGACAAGAAUUCAAGAGCUCAAUAGCCAGUGUUCAGCUACAGAUCUGAAGAAGAUACUUUGUGUUCAAGAAAAAAGGUUUGUGCUUAAUUCUGUAAACGCAAAGUGGUGCGAAAAAGCAGGACUAAAUCCAGUAACAAGAGAAACUUCAGGAUGCCUAAAUACAUCUUUAUGUCAUGAUCAUCUAUCUUCUAAUGAUACUAAAAUGGAGAUGCUUUUGCCUACAAAAGUACUUCAGUUGGAAUCUUGUCUAGAACAUAAAAGUUGUUCUUCAUCUGUCGUACUUAUUAAUGAGAAAUCCACACAUGAUCAUGUACCAGUUCCACAAGGGAGUCCGCCAGUGGCAGAAGAAGUAGCAGAUACGUGUUUAUCUGAUGAAUGUGUUUCUGCUGAAAGACCAAAAAAUGAAGAAAAACUAAAGAAUGAUCAAGAAAUAGUUGAUAAAAUAAACCUAAAGGAAGAAACUAAAGAUCACUUUGAACUUGAUUACACAGUAUCAUUUAUUGAAUCAUCUCCCUCUUCAGGAAUUAAAAAAACAUGUUUCAAACAUAGUAAAAAACAGGAGAAUGAUUUAGAUCUUUUGAGUGACUUCAUUAUGCUGCGAAAUAAAUAUAAGACUUGCGCUUCAGAGACUGAAGUUACAGCCCAAGAUAAAAGAGAUGAUCAAGAAGAAUUGACUCAUAAAGAAGAAAGUCCUGUUGUUUUUACUAACAAAACUCCAGAGAAAACGAAUCAAGAAAGGGGAGCAGAUAACAUCACUGAAAUUCAAGCAACAGAUAGUCAGUGCCAAGCAUACUGUUUCCUAGGAGCAUCAGCUGCUCCUGUCUUAAAGAAGCUUGUAUGCCUCUGUACUCUGCCUGCUGCUAAUUGGAAAUUUGCCACUGUUACUUUUGACCAAACGAGAUUUUUCUUAAAGGAACAAGAAAAAUUAAUCAAUGAUGCUAUUCACCAAGGUAUAAAUAAUGAAAAAGAAAUGACAUUCAAGUAUGCUGGCCUUUUACACCUUCUAGUAACGAUUAGAGAUGUUCUCGUAACAUGCAACUUAGACACAGCGUUGGGAUAUUUGUCAAGUGCAAAAGAUGUCUACAGAGGCAUUUUAGGCUCCUAUUUGGAUGACAUUUGGAGACAGCUGACGAUUGUACAGUUUAUUAAGAGAAAACAACCUGAAACCAAUCAUAAAAUACAAGAAUUGCAACAUCAGAUACUAAGUUGGAUGCAAAGUCAAGAGCAAAUUAAGGUGCUGGUUAUAAUAAGAAUGGAGUCAGAUGGUGAAAAACAUUUACUCAUUAAAACUCUUAAGAAAAUAGAAGGUUUAACCCUGACAGUCUUUCAUUCAAGUAAAAGAAAAGAUUUUCUGGAACCUAAAGGUGUUUUAAAUGGUACCAGUUCCUGUGUUAUUGUACAUAAUCAAAAUAUUGGAGCAGAGUUUCCCUGGAGUACUUUUUCAUUUGUGGUGGAAUACAAUUAUGUAGAACACUCUUGUUGGACUAAACACUGCGAAAAAUUGAAUAUUCCUUACAUGGCCCUUAAAGUGACUCUUCCAGACUCAGUUUUAAAAAGAAGCAUCUCGCUGGAUAGAUUUGGUGGUUUUCUUUUGGAAAUCCAGAUUCCGUAUGUGUUUUUUGCAUCUGAAGGACUUCUUAAUACUCCAGAAAUACUUAAGCUGCUAGAAUCUAACUAUAACAUCACACUCGUGGAGAGAUGCUGCAGCCACUCACUGAAACUCUUUGGAAGUACGGAGUACUACGUAGUGCUGACAAUUGAUGAAUGCACUACUGUAAUUUUGCAGGACCUAGAAGAAUUGAAUUGUGAGAAAGCAUCAGACAAUAUAGUUAUGAGACUGAUGGCAUUAUCAUUCCAGUACAGCCAUUGUUGGAUGAUAUUAUACGCCAAAGAAACAUUGAAUUCAGUGUACCCUCUUACAGAAAAGACACUUCAUCACCUAGCGCUGAUAUAUGCGGCUUUGGUCUCCUCUGGGAUUAAAUCUGAAGAACUCGAUGUCAAGCUUAUGAUCGCCUCAGGAGUGGAAGAGACUGUACUGCUAAUUCGACAAAUUGCUGACCAUAAUUUAAUGACCUCAAAGAGAGACCCUCAUGAAUGGUUGGAUAAAUCCUGGCUUGACAUUUCACUCUCAAAGGAAGAAAUGUACUUACUUGAUUUUCCAUGUAUUAACCCAUUGGUGGCUCAGCUCAUGUUAAAUAAAGGACUUUCUUUGAAUCAGCUGUUAUUAGCAACUUCCUGUCAACUUCAGGAACUCUUACCUGAAGUUCCAGAAAAAGUAUUGAAGCAUUUUUGUAGCAUCACUUCUUUAUUCAAGAUUAGUUCUUCCUCCAUCACAAAAUCACCUCAAAUUUUAUCACCUCGGGAAGAAAAGAAUCAGACUCAUACCUUUAUUUCUCAGAGUUUUGGCUCUUCAGACUCUGUCAUUCAAGAAAAUAAUGACUAUUACUCAUACUCAGACAUAGGAGAAACAGAACAGGAAAACACAAACACCACUGCAAAUUAUAACUCUUCUUUCAUGGAACUAGGAAAAAUGCAGAGCAUGUUACCAUCUAUGUCUUCUUACAAUCAGACCAACUAUCAGAAAGACUCCUAUUGUAGCCCUAACAUAGCGCAGAACAGUCCUUUUUUAAUUAAUAUGAAAUCAAAGAAAGCAGCUUGUAACUCUUUUCCAAGCCAGAAUGAUUCAGAGUCAGAUGUUUUUUCUUUGGGCCUAGCACAAAUAAAUUGUGAAACCAUAAGAUCACCAGCUGACACUCAGAGAAGAACUGGCCCAAAUUUUAUAAAUUACCAGAAAAAGGGAGCACAUGAAGCAAAAAGAAUUACAAAUAAACAAGUAUCUGCUCCUGUUUUUUCACUAGAAGGUUCUCAAUCGCCUAUUUAUUGGAACUUUACGGAAAAUGUAUGUGGAAAACAGAAUCACUCACUCAACUUAAAAUAUGGAGUGGAGCAGACUACCAAUGACAAAUGGUACUCUCAGACAGAUAGUUUGUUCACUAAUCAGCAAACAUAUUCAUCACGUGAAUUAGAAGGCUUCACGAAUGAAAGUUCAAAUGAUAAGACUAAAAAGACUGUCUGGGGAGAACUACCAUCUGCUCCCAGUUUGGAUUUAUUCUGUGCUUCUGAUUGUGAUGCAAAUAAAAAAGAAUUAGACAGCUUUUAUUUCUACCAAAGAGCUGAAAAAUGUUUAGGACAGAAGAGGCACCCUGAAUCUGCAUCCAACUCGGGAGACAACGAACCAUUAACAGGCGCAAUGUGCUCACAACUACCACAACUCAAAAAACGACGUCUAAUGUAUGAAAAAGUCCCUGGAAGAGCUGAUGGACAAACUCGGCUAAGAUUUGUUUGAAAGAGGGAAAGAAUAACAUUUUAUGCCAUAUUCACUGCUUUUCACAAUAAUCCAG
This is a messenger RNA of Cavia porcellus (domestic guinea pig), 4561 nucleotides long. It is a transcript of the gene Shoc1, whose product is annotated as shortage in chiasmata 1. Bases 1 to 4506 code for a protein of 1501 amino acids. NCBI's taxonomy places the organism in Eukaryota, Metazoa, Chordata, Mammalia, Rodentia, Caviidae. The transcript is spliced from 27 exons. Gene Ontology annotation, cellular component: condensed nuclear chromosome. Gene Ontology annotation, biological process: resolution of meiotic recombination intermediates. The record is from RefSeq and is a predicted model, not a curated record. Gene Ontology annotation, molecular function: ATP hydrolysis activity; single-stranded DNA binding.